Oreochromis niloticus (Nile tilapia) is the source of this 3345-nucleotide messenger RNA. Its product is annotated as sorting nexin-4. Bases 153 to 1454 code for a protein of 433 amino acids. The record is from RefSeq and is a predicted model, not a curated record. The transcript has 14 exons. Gene Ontology annotation, cellular component: plasma membrane; SNARE complex; early endosome membrane. NCBI's taxonomy places the organism in Eukaryota, Metazoa, Chordata, Actinopteri, Cichliformes, Cichlidae. Gene Ontology annotation, biological process: positive regulation of autophagosome assembly; protein transport. Gene Ontology annotation, molecular function: phosphatidylinositol-3-phosphate binding.
CUUAUUUUCAUCCGUGUGUGACUGUAUAAUCUCAGAAAAUACCCGUUUUUGGUUGGCACGGCUCUAACGACCACGGGACGGGGGAGUUCGAGGAUGAAGGGACGUGUUGCGCAUGCGCCGUGAUCAACAUCAACAUCACGGAGAGAAAGGUGAUGGCGGAUGAUGGAAGGGAAGAGUCGCUGGGGACUGACGAUGAUUCAGACCAAACGGGAGCGGAUGGCAGCUUGAACAACACUAUGGUGGAAGAGGGCUCGACCCUCAUGCGCAGGAUGGAGAUCUGCGUAGCUGAGGCCGAGAAGAGGAGCGGCAAAAAUGCAGUGAGCAUGCAGGAGACGUACACCGUGUACCUGAUUGAAACAAGGCCAAUGGAUGCAGUCGCUGAAGGCCGUAACCCAGCCCCCGACUGUCUGUGGAGGCGAUACAGUGAGUUUGAACUGCUGCGGAACUACCUGAUAGUUACCUAUCCGUACAUUGUGGUGCCCCCUCUGCCUGAGAAGAGGGCAGAGUUUGUGUGGCACAAGCUGUCUGCAGACAACAUGGACCCUGACUUUGUGGAGCGACGCAGAGUUGGGCUCGAGAACUUUCUUCUUCGUGUGGCUUCUCAUCCAGUCCUCUCCAAUGACAAGAUCCUCUACUACUUCCUCACUGAGGAGCAUGGCUGGAAAGAAGCGGUGUACGAGACAGGAUUUCAGGCAAAGGCUGAUUCCAGGCUCAGGGCUCUCAGUGCCACCUUCAGAGUGAGAAAUCCAGAUAAAUGCUUCAUGGAGAUGAAACAUUACAGCGAUGAGCUGCAGUCUCACACAUCUCAGCUGCUCCGAGCACGAGCAAGGGUUGCUGACCGACUGUACGGUGUUUAUAAAGUUCAUGGAAACUACGGACGAGUCUUCAGUGAGUGGAGUGCCAUUGAAAAAGAGAUGGGAGAUGGACUGCAAAGCGCGGGUCAUCAUAUGGAUGCAUAUGCUGCUUCAAUAGAUGAUAUCCUAGAGGAGGAGGAACACUAUGCAGACCAGCUGAAAGAAUAUCUUUUCUAUGCCGAAGCUCUGAGGGCAGUGUGCAGGAAACAUGAGCUGACCCAGUUUGAGCUGGAGAUGGCCUCGCAGGAUCUCAUCUCGAAGAAGCAGCAGCGUGAAGAGCUGGCUACAGGGAUCGUGCGGACAUUCUCCCUUAAAGGCAUGACCAACAAGCUUUUUGGACAAGAAGCACCUGAGCAGAGGGAGGCCAGGCUGAAGCUGCUGGAGGAUCUGAUAGCAGAGGGUGAAGAGACUGUCAAGGAGAAAACGAUUGAGCGCGCGGAACAUGUGGAAAAGGCCUGGGUGGAUAUCCAGCGCUUUAAGGAGCAGAAAGACAAAGACCUACGGGAAGCUCUCAUCAACUACGCUGUCAUGCAGAUCAGCAUGUGCAAGAAGGGAAUCCAGGUUUGGAGCAAUGCCAAGGAAUGUUUCCUCAAGAUGUGAAUAUUCCGAAGAUUUUCUCCCUCCAGGAUGAUUCUGGGAAGAUGAUGCCAGGAGGUGGUGGAUCAUUCAAAGACCUGGACACUGGAGUGAAAUAUUCCCAGACUUAACUGAGACAUUUUUCUAACUUUAAACAGGUGCUUUGCUUCUUUCAGUUUUUAAAGCUGGAUAACUGCUCGUGGGAUGAGUGAAUAUACUUUGGGACAGAUGAAGUCAUGUUUGGCAAAGAAAUAUAAAAAUGCACGAUGUUUGGGUCCACACAUAAACCUUGGUGUAAUCUCAGGCACCUUUGUUUUAUCCACUGAAUCUCUCAGCUUUGUGCAUUCAUAAUUCUUCACUAUACCAUCCCAUAGGUUUGAUUUAUGUUGGAACCUGUCAACUGAACCAAAGUGCAGUUUGUUUCAUUUUUGUGAAAGUAAAGUAGGCAUAAAUAUAGUGAAACGAUAAAGGAACUCCACCUCUGAUAACUGAUGAUUCUGAAUUGGACCUUUCCCUGGAUUUUGUGCUGUUGGUGCCUUUUGAACCAUUUUUAAUGUUUGUGUGACACAGACUGAGGUUUGAUGAGUGAAAUCUGAGAAUAUUAUUAAUGUGCUUUGAAUCACUAAUGAGCAGCUGUGUCUGUAUGUAGCACUUUGCAGUUCAUGAAUGCGGCCUGCUAACUAAGCUUGCUAGUCGUAGUUGCAGCAUUCCUAGCAUCCCAGUCUUUUUUUUCUCUGUUUUUCUACAUGGGAGUAGAAAAACGUCAAAAUCAGUUGAUAACGUGACAGUAGUGUUAACCAGCUUAUCCACAGUCUUUGGUUACAACAUGAAUAAAUGUACAUCUUAAUAAUAGUCAGUGUUUACAGGGAUGUGCAUAUUGCCAUGUGGAAUAAUAAAACUACUGCUCCAAAGCGUCCUACAGCUCACACUGCUAAAGUUGGAGCUCUGCCUUUCCAUCGUGGUGUCAGACAUUUCUGUCUUAUAUCUCUCAUUAUAUCUCAGUGGGGACCAGUGCUACCAGGCAACAGUGUGUCAUGUUUUUUCUUGGUCUGCACCAACUGAACUACACGUGUGAAGGAGCUGAUUGGUCAGAAUAUUGAGGUUACAUAAAGCACAUGUAUGGGACUAACGAAGCCAGAGUCCAUGUUGCACUGAAUAAAUACAAAAUGUUCAUUUUAAAACAACCAAAGUAACAUUACGUUUUCUCUUGCUCUGUCUAUAAAAGGAAGAGGCUACAGGAUGUUGAAGUAGCGACAACACAUACGUGCUUAACAGUUUAUUAGACCAUCACCCAAUGUGAGGUGUAUGCCACAGCUAACGGGUAGAUUAACGGCUAAUGGCAAUUACCAAAAUCCUUUUUAGAUUUCUGCUAUGGUUAAUGCACACGUAUGCACAAGCUCUUUAACUGAAACAAUCGUUUUUAAUGUUGAAAUUUAUCAUUUUUGUUUUUUCCAUGAAUUUUUAAACUAAUAAACAAACAAAAAAUGUUAAAUACUAAAAUUGUCAACUAAGUUUUUGACAAUGCACAAUUGCAGUUAUUCGCUUCCGUUCCUUAACAGAAAAAUUUGUUUUAUUGUUUGAAUUUGAUGCUUAAUACAUUUCUGAGUGUGCUGGCUCAAAUUUAUGCCAGGAGGUCUAAUGAAUGUGUUGAGCUCUGUAUGAUAAGCUGCACGUAAGAGCUCAGUUUCCCUCUGGGAUCAAUAAACUCUCUCUGAUUCUGAUCUAACGAUAUCUUUGACUGAAACUCUCUGAAGGUUUUGUCUUCGAUGUUCGCUGUGUUAUUUAAACAACGUGAUUUGUUCGAAAUGCUUGCCAGCACUAAAAGCUUUGUGAGUGUGAUGUUUCCUUUUGAAGCUGAGUGUAGGUGUAGCCCCUGUUUGGUCUGUGUUUGAAUAAAAAGGGUUGACACUGCUAA